AUGGUAAAACAGAACGAUGCGAUAGCUAUUGUCGUUAUCGUAGUGUUCGCAAUACUUGUACUUGUUGGCCUUGCUAGUUUCAAAUACGUUCGAUGGCAAGCCUCGCGGCAAGAUCAACCACAAUAUGCAGAAUCGGCGAGCUCCGCGGCUCCAACAGGAAGCAUAGCUAACGGAGGCCAGGAGAACAAACAGCCGCAACCAGAUCAGUAA
This is a messenger RNA of Blumeria graminis f. sp. triticale, 210 nucleotides long. The record is from the annotation of a GenBank genome assembly. Lineage: Eukaryota; Fungi; Ascomycota; Leotiomycetes; Helotiales; Erysiphaceae.